Messenger RNA from Ciona intestinalis (vase tunicate), 3056 nucleotides. Its product is annotated as glutamate receptor ionotropic, kainate 2-like. Gene Ontology annotation, cellular component: membrane. NCBI's taxonomy places the organism in Eukaryota, Metazoa, Chordata, Ascidiacea, Phlebobranchia, Cionidae. The record is from RefSeq and is a predicted model, not a curated record. Gene Ontology annotation, molecular function: ligand-gated monoatomic ion channel activity.
AGGGUAUUAGUUGGAUGUGAAUUGGUCGUAUAGCAUUACUAAACAAUGCUGUUUGUGACGUUAAAUUACCACGAAAAUUAUUGUAUGCAAAUUCAAAUAUGCACUUUCAAUUUGCAUUCAACUCAGCAAAUAUUUGGUGUAGCAGCAUGUCUAAAUGGAUUCUAUUCGCUGCUGUUAGUUUUUAUUUUCCAACCGUAAGUAUAUCGAGUCCUGCAUAUGUAGAGAAUCGUUUUAUUGAAGUCGCGGUCGUCUCUAAUGAAGAUUCGAACGUCGUAUCAGCGCUUCAAGUCGCCAAGCAGUUUAUUAAAGACCAAGACAUACUACCGCUUUGGAAUUUCAACAUUACUUUCCUUACUCCGAGUUGCAAAUAUCCGCAAAACAUUUCAACAUCAAAUAUUCUGAAAAGACAUUUCGAUCUUAUAAUAGGACCAUCUUUACUUUGUGAGGAAAAACAGAUACCGUCACUUAUGGCCAUACAAGACUCCCUAUAUUUUUCUUUGCUAAAUACAGAGAAUUCUUUUCGUUUGCCCAACCUUAUCAAGAUGUCUCCAUUGCAAAUGCACCAUGCUGAUGCAAUCGUAAGCAUCUUACAAUACUACAAGUACAAAAGGAUUGCCAUAAUAACUUCGGAAGAUAAACAGUGUCUUUGGGAGGAAAUCCAAUGGAAAGCUUACUCUGUAGGAAUAGAUGAAGUAGCAUUGUUCCCCAUUCAGAGUACAACAGAACUGGCACGUUUGUUAAAAGACCUAAAAGAGCAACAUCUUUAUAAUGGGGUCGUCCUCGAUACACCGUCCAACUACACAGCUGAGAUAUUAAAUAUAGCUUUGCAAAUGAAUCUUACUUCAACUGACGGUUGGUUGUGGGUAACAACUGACGGCAAUUCUGAAAGUUGGUUACGACAACGAUGGACCCAGUUCAUAAAUCUCGAUGUACUGGCUGUCUAUCCUGAGAACUGCGAAAGAAGCAUAAUUUCAAAUUACCCCCAAUAUGCAUCACAAAUUCAAAAUUUAACAGUCAAUUCGAAGCUGGCGAUCGACUCUUUGCUUGCUGCAGCAUACGGCUUUAACACUGUGAUUCAACGACCUAAUUUCAACCAAGCAACAGGUUUUAGUGGACACGAAGUAGCAAAUGCAACGGUUUCUUCGAAAUCCCACGGAAUGUUUUGUAACCUAAAGUUUGACAGUUAUGAAAGAUCUCGCUCUUUCAAUUACAACAUUUUAAAGUUUGCUGGGGCUGGCUGGGUUGAAAUGGCUACUUGGGAUAACGUUGACAAAUUGAAGUUGACCGGACUUCAAGACAGGGUACAGAAGAAAGGGAAUUUCCACCUAAAAGUGACCACCAUAGUUGAGGAGCCGUUCGUUUAUUUCUCGAGCAGCAAUAAAGGCGAGAAGAAACUUGAAGGGUUUUGUAUUGACCUCCUCCACGCACUGAGUCAACUGUCUGGGUUCACAUACGAAGUUAAUUUGGUGGGAGAUGGACACUUUGGCGGGUACAAUGAAUCCAGCCAAUCUUGGAAUGGAAUGAUUGGAGAAUUGGAGCGAAAGGUCGCGGACAUUGCAGUAGCCUCAAUAACUGUCACUCAGUCCCGAGCAACAGCAGUUGACUUUUUGCCUUCGUUUAUGACAAUUGAUCUCAAGUUUAUUCUACAUAGUUCAACUAAGUACAAGGAAGAGAAAUACAGUGCCUACGCAUUUUUGGAACCUUUUGAGACCAAUCUGUAUUAUGCGAUUAUUUUCUGCGUGGUAAUGCUCGCAGCUUUCAUCUGUGUACUUUCAAAAAUAAGUCCGUACGGAAUCCGCGGCAAUUUCUUUCACAGCCAACGGUCAGAUGAAUGGAGCGCCAUACAAGCACAACAUUCACCCUCGGAGCUAAAACGACACCAAAACGCCCGCCGACUCCGGACAGAGAAAACAGAUGCUGAAAGGGGAAUGGGUUUUAAUAAUGCUCUGUACUUUGUGUGGGCUGCACUGUUUUGGCAAACACCAGAACGUGUGCCACGAUCUCUGUCUGCCCGCGUUAUCACAGUGCUUUGGUAUCUCGCCGCCGUAGUUUUCGUUGCUUCAUACACGGCAAACAUGGUUGCUGUGGUAUCGCGCCACAGCGAUUCUAUUGAUUCAGCACAGGACUUGUUGUUGCAAAACGACGUCUUGUUUGGUACAGUAGAAAGCAGCGCUGUGGAAACUCAACUAAGAUCAUCUGGAAUUCGAAUUGCUCAAAAAAUUUACUCAUUUAUGACAGGGGAAAACGUAAAAGGCCAGAAUAUGAUGGUGCCAAACAUGGAUACUGGUUUAGAGUACGUUCGUAAAGGAAAGUAUGCUCUAUUCUGGGAUUCACUAUCCAUAGACUACGCGGCGGUGAAUUCCAAUUGUGAACUGGUAUCAACUAAAGUCGGGUUUGGUGAGAUCAAAUACGGGAUAGCUGUUACAAAGAAUUCACCGCAUUACCACAUGCUUGCUGACAACUUGCUCGUGCUAAAACAGCACGGGGUGCUGAAAAGUUUGCGACUAAAAUACUUUAAUGCUCUGAAGGCGUGUGACCAAGAUUCGUAUUAUUAUGAAGAUUUACGGCAGCUUGCUUUUAAGGAUUUGGCUGGAGUGUUUUACUUGGUGGGUUAUGCCAUGGCUACUGGGUUUGGUAUUCUGAUUGCUGAAUGGAUUGUAGUUUCCUUCUAUGAUGUUAAUCGUAAUAACCCACUUGCUCCACAGUCUAUGGUGGAAGCUUUCAGACGGCGCAGGCAACGUCUUAUUGUGGAUAUACGCAACAACUGGUUCCCAUUAGAAAGAUCAAUAGAAAAGUGGUCUAAAAUAAGCCUCCCGUCACAGGAAAGGGUAUCUGACCUGGUCACGGCUCAAACUAAGGGGGGAAAAACUCGUCGGCCCACAGAUAAUGUGCUUCGCAUUUCAAAGUCUUCCACACAUAACGCUGGAUAAACUUAAUUUAAAAAAGGUCAUUUCUUUUCGUUCCCAUGGCCAACAUGAUCGUGAAACAAGAUACCGUUUUAAUGGAACGCAUUUAUUCAUGCUGGUGGCUAAUAAAUUAUGUUACGUGGUUGUUGA